This is a messenger RNA of Oryzias latipes (Japanese medaka), 1213 nucleotides long. It is a transcript of the gene gpn3, whose product is annotated as GPN-loop GTPase 3. The record is from RefSeq and is a predicted model, not a curated record. Lineage: Eukaryota; Metazoa; Chordata; Actinopteri; Beloniformes; Adrianichthyidae. Gene Ontology annotation, molecular function: GTPase activity.
UCAUCUACCGGAGAAGAAGAAGUAGCGUCAUCACACCGAUGCGUAUGGCAUUACAAGCUAGCGUCUGUGGUUAAAGAUACUUAAGAUCUUUAUCACACCGCAUUUUUCAGAGAAAAUGCCUCGCUAUGCCCAGUUGGUGAUGGGCCCGGCUGGUAGCGGAAAGAGUACGUACUGCUCCACCAUGACCCAGCAUGCAGAGGCUUUGAACCGCUCAGUUCAGGUGGUCAACCUGGAUCCAGCAGCAGAACACUUUAAUUACCCUGUUAUGGCAGACAUCCGGGAGCUCAUCCAGGUGGACGAUGUCAUGGAGGAUGACUCUCUCAGGUUCGGCCCCAACGGAGGCCUGGUGUUCUGCAUGGAGUACUUUGCUAACAACUUCGACUGGCUGGAGGAAAGCUUAGGUCACGUGGAAGACGAUUACAUACUGUUCGACUGCCCAGGUCAGAUUGAACUGUACACCCACCUGCCUGUGAUGAGGCAGCUGGUGGAGCAGCUCCAACAGUGGGAGUUUCGGGUUUGCGGAGUGUUUUUGGUUGAUUCCCAGUUCAUGGUGGAAUCUUUUAAGUUUAUCUCUGGAGUCAUGGCUGCCCUCAGCGCCAUGGUGUCCCUGGAAAUUCCACAAGUGAACAUCAUGACAAAGAUGGACCUGCUGAGCCCCAAAGCCAAGAAGGAAAUUGAAAAGUAUCUGGACCCAGACAUGUACUCAAUGAUGGAAGAUAGCUCCCAUACAAUCAGAAGCGCCAAGUUCAAGAAGCUAACCAAAGCUAUUUGUGAUCUUAUAGAUGACUACAGUAUGGUAAGGUUUCUGCCCUUUGACCGGACUGAUGAGGAGGGUAUUAACAUAGUGCUGCAGCACAUCGACUUUUCCAUUCAGUAUGGAGAGGACCUGGAGUUAAAGGAGCCAAAGGAAGGGGAUGAAGAACCAGCUAAUCUAAAUUAUGACGAGAUAUUCCAAGACACAGUUGGCAGCUGAAGCUGGAAUCCAGAUACAAUAGUUGACAACGAUGUUUGACUGAUUGAAAGGUUGCAUUGACUGCAUGAUUUAAACAAAAACAAAAAAGAAAAGAAAUUUGAGUUUUUUAUUGGGUGUUUUUUAGCCUCAUCGUUUCGUUUUUUUGUUUUGUUUCUGUGUUGAUUCUGUGGAAAACUCUGAUUUAUUAUCAAAGGAAGAUAUAAUGCUAUUUAUUUUUUCUAAUAAAAUCAAUAAAACACA